AUGUCGCUUUGUGUCAAUCGGCUACAAGAAGAAAGGAAGCAAUGGCGUAAGGACCAUCCGUUCGGAUUCUUCGCCAAGCCUGCGAAGAGUCCAAACGGCGGACUCGACCUCAUGAAGUGGAGCUGUGGUGUCCCUGGAAAGGAGAAGACUAUAUGGGAAGGAGGACUUUUCAAGCUUGACAUGAUAUUCCCGGAAGAAUAUCCUACUAAGCCACCAAAGUGUAAAUUCGUUCCUCCACUUUUUCACCCAAACGUCUAUCCCUCAGGCACUGUGUGCCUGAGCAUACUUAACGAGGAAGAAGGCUGGAAGCCUGCCAUCACCAUCAAACAAAUUCUCCUCGGUAUUCAAGACCUUCUCGAUGAUCCAAAUCCCGAAUCCCCAGCUCAGGCAGACGCCUAUAAUCUUUUUAGGAAAGAUAGAGCUGCUUACGAUAAGAAAAUCAAGUAUAUUGUUAGGGAAAACCCAGCACCAUAG
Morchella importuna is the source of this 474-nucleotide messenger RNA. RefSeq lists its product as uncharacterized. The transcript is spliced from 5 exons. Gene Ontology annotation, cellular component: nucleus. Lineage: Eukaryota; Fungi; Ascomycota; Pezizomycetes; Pezizales; Morchellaceae. Bases 1 to 474 code for a protein of 157 amino acids. Gene Ontology annotation, molecular function: SUMO conjugating enzyme activity. The record is from RefSeq and is a predicted model, not a curated record. Gene Ontology annotation, biological process: protein sumoylation.